UAAAUACCCCCGAUGUGUCCAGACGGCAGCGGUGCUGGUGAGUGGUACAACGAGACUCAGCUUGGUUUGGAAAUUAGAAACGACGACUCAGAUUGACUGAAAUUAAAUGCCACAUAGUUUGACCAAGACUGGCUUUACAGCACUGGAAACCACUUUUAAUUUGAAAAGAGCUGAUUUGAGGAGAAACCCCGUCGGCUGGAGAAGACGCGCCACUGACCAGAAAUAAAGGACACAAAUUGUAAUAAACUCUGUUUUAUUUUUAUUUGAUUUGAUUUUUUUUUUUUUUUUUUUUACCCCACUUGGGUGCAGUUUCCAUUGCAGAAGAUGUGUUCCACUGUGUGUCUGAUCUUUUCACUCCUGUGCGUAAUGAACGCGGCACUCCCCACUCCGCUUGAGUCUGAGGAUAUUGUACCUGUUCGGAUAAACGGAAGAGUCGGCGGCCGUUUUUGGAAGAGAAGCGAGGAGCAUCCGAGAUUUGUCCUCAGCGCCUUUGGCAAGGACUUGACCCUGAAUCUCAUACCAGACACCAGCUUCCUCUCGCCUUCCUUCACCAUACAGCGCAUCAGAGCCAGAGACGUUGCCGCUUUACGCAGCGCUUCAGGUGUCCAACCUGCCGCCGAUCUCCGGAAUUUCAUGAACCAGACGACGGAGAAUGAAGGGCAGCUGAGGAGCUGCUUUUACUCGGGGAGCGUAGGUGACGACCAGCUCUCGGUUGUAUCUGUCAGUUUGUGCUCUGGUAUCUUUGGCUCUUUCAUAACGGAGGGGAACGAGUAUCUAAUUGAGCCCAAACUUCGUGGCGGCGUGGGGCCAGACAUUGCAGAGCAGCUGCAUGUCAUCAAGAGGAGGACAUUCACCAAAAGCCACGGUGUUCCCCUCCUGUUUGAUCACGCGGCGGCGGAAAGCCGAGCGGAGAGGCACAGUGGGGAAAGCUUUACGCACGGCGACGGUGACGCACACAGGGAACCUCGCCGGAGACGCUUUGUUUCCGCGCCACGGUUCAUAGAGACCCUGGUGGUGGCAGACUCAACCAUGACCCACUUCUAUGGAGAUGAAAUAAAGCACUACCUUCUGACCCUGAUGUCGAUGGCUGCCCAGCUUUACAAGCACCCCAGCAUAAAGAACUCAGUAAACAUGGUGCUGGUGAAGAUGGUGGUGGUGGAGGACGCGGAGGUUGGCCCCGAGAUCUCCAGCAACGGCGGUGUGGCUCUGAGGAACUUCUGCUCCUGGCAGCAGCCUUUCAACCCACCAAGCCAGAGGGAUCCACAGCACUAUGACACCGCCAUGCUCUUCACCAGAGAGGACAUCUGUGGACAGAGGAGCUGUGACACGCUGGGCGUGGCCGAUGUUGGGACGAUGUGCGAUCCAAAGAGAAGCUGCUCGGUUAUCGAGGACAACGGGCUGCAAGCUGCGUUCACAGCUGCACAUGAGCUCGGUCAUGUUCUGAGCAUGCCGCAUGACGACUCCAAGACCUGUGAGAGGCUGUUUGGAGAUCUGGGAGGACAUUACCUGAUGGCUCCUCUGUUCGUCAGCCUCAACAAGACUGCGCCUUGGUCUCCCUGCAGCGCUCUCUAUAUCACAGAGUUCUUUGACAACGGCCACGGGGACUGCCUGCUGGAUGUCCCAGAGAGUACCAUGCCGUUACCCAGAGAGCUGCCAGGCACCAAGUACAGCCUGGACCAGCAGUGCCAGCAGAUUUUUGGAGAGGAGUUUGUCCACUGCCCCAACACCUCCGACAGUGAUAUUUGCAGCCAGCUGUGGUGUCAGGAGGACGGGACGUCGAAGUGCUCCUCUAGGAACGGCAGCUUGCCCUGGGCUGACGGCAGUCCUUGUAGUGCCAACGGGACCUGCCUCCACGGGGCGUGCAUGCCAACUCAGGAAGUGAUGCAGCCACUGGUGGUUGUGGAUGGUGGCUGGAGCUUGUGGGGACCGUGGCAGCAGUGCUCCAGGACAUGCGGAGGCGGGGUGGAGUUCUCCUAUAGGGAGUGCACUGACCCCGUGCCUCAGAAUGGAGGGAAGUACUGCGAGGGACAGAGGGUUCAGUACCAGUCCUGCAACACGCAGCCCUGUGACAACAACGAAGGAAAGAGUUUCAGAGAGGAGCAGUGUGAGAAGUACAACAGUCCCAACUACCUGGACUACAACGGGAAUAUGAAACAGUGGAUACCAAAGUACGCUGGUGUUUCUCCCAGAGACAGAUGUAAGCUGUUCUGCAGGGCCAGAGGCAGCAGCGAAUUCAAGGUGUUUGAAUCUAAGGUGAUCGACGGCACAACCUGUGGCCCUGACACCACAUCGGUGUGUGUCCAAGGCCAGUGUGUGAAGGCAGGCUGUGACCAGUUGAUUGGAUCCAACAAGAGACUGGAUAAGUGUGGAGUGUGUGGAGGGAGUGGGCUCACCUGUAGAAAGAUCACUGGAUCCUAUAACAAAGCAAUCUAUGGAUACAGUGACAUUGUCACAAUUCCUGUUGGUGCUACUAAUAUUGACAUCAAACAGCGGAGCCUCAGAGGAAUCAAACACGAUGGAAACUAUCUGGCCAUAAAGAGAGAGAAUGGCGGUUACAUCCUCAAUGGUAAUUUCUCUGUGUCCACGGUGGAGCAGGACAUUCCUGUGUUGGGUGCAGUGCUAAAGUACAGUGGCUCCUCCACGACGCUGGAGAGGAUCCAGAGCUUCAGGCAGCUGAAGGAGGCCAUCACUAUUCAACUCCUGGCCACCGCAGGUGAAGAUAACCUUCCCAAGGUCAAAUAUACCUUCUUCAUCCCCAGAGAUGUGACCUUUAACAAGUCCAAAGAGAGGAAGGGCUCAUUGCCAUCUUUGCAUGUGAUCCAUCCAUUUGGGGUGCCUGACUGGGUAAUGGGGGAAUGGUCUGAGUGCUCCAAGAGCUGCGGCUCCGGAUGGUCUAGGAGGAGCGUUGAAUGCAGAGACAGCGCAGGCUUCCUCUCCAGCCAGUGCGACUACGACCUGAAGCCCUCAGACAUCAGGCCUUGUGGAGAUCUGCCAUGCCCCAUAUGGCAGAUGGGACCUUGGUCCUCCUGCUCACGAACUUGUGGUCAGGGGGAACGCCGUCGCAGCGUCUUUUGCAUAGACUACACUGGGAAGACUGUGGAGCCAGAGAAGUGUGAUCCGAAAAAAAUCCCAGAGCCCGUCUCUGGAGAAUGUCACAACCAAGAGUGCUUAUGAGGAAUAUGAGUACAGUGAACUUUCCCUUUAUGGUCUGACUGCACUCACCAGGGUUACAGAAAGGGCACUCCAGGCACAGGCCCAGAGGCUCAGGGGGUCACGUGUCAGGUACACAAAAUUACCAUAAAGGCACACAGAGAGAGUACAACUAAGUGAGCCCAAAGAGACACAAAGUGACAAAAAAGAGACAUAAAAUGAGAGAUUGAAAGAGUUCAGCUGCAAAAUGAGGUUAAUAUGCAUCACAUCAUUUUGUGUCUCUUUCAGUCUGGGGUCUGGCUUCUAUAUAGGAGGGGUGGGGGGUCUUUUACAUGUCUGUGCCCAGGAGCCUAUUUCCUAGUAACCCGUCCAUGCCACCAACUGGUCACGUCAAGUCACGUCAAGGGCUUUUGUCUGAAUAUUGUUUUGUCAUCUUUUGUUGACACAUUGCAACCACUAUUGAGAAUCGAAACAAUAGAAAUCUACCUCAGGAUGUACAUGUGGUGCCAUGUAUAGAUGCUAGAUGAAGGUGCUGUGUGUAUGUUAUCUCCAGAAACAGAAGUUUUCUAGUCCCACUUAAAACAGACACUAAUUUAGUGGAUGAAGUCUGAUAUAAUUUACAGCAUGUCUUUUUAAGUUAGCUGUCAAUUAAAGUGGGGCUAGAACAAUAGCAUGAAACCUGCUGUCAAACACCAGCACAAUGUAAAUAUACCUCCAGUUGUCCUCCACAGAACUUACCCCCCCGAUAAAGCUUUGAUCGAGCCAUUUACCAGUUAUUAAGGUUAGGUAGGUACAUAAGAUUGACACAUUGGGAUUUUAAGCCUUGGGGAAAUGUGCUCCUGUUUGAUCGCUUCUUUUUUCUACACACAUACCAAAAUGUGAUUUGUGUUGAAUGAUUGUGAUAAAGACGUCUUGUCUUUCUCCCUAAAUAUAACAUUACUGAACUAUGGGAAAACCAUUCAGUGACACUCAAUCUGACAAAACUUUGGACGAGUAUGAGCCUGCAAUCAGAAAAGAUUGUCUCAGUGCCAAACCAGCCUCGCUGAAUUUAUAGAAACUGAUAGAGUUUGAGUUUACACGUUGUGUAAAGUCCAUGACAGAGAAUUUCCCUCUGCCCUGUAGUUUAGCCGGAUCAUUUUCCCAGGUGCGUUAUGAUGCAGAAAAAAAGAAAACGUGGUACAAAAAUCUGCAAUGCAACAAAUGUUUCUUUAGAAUUGUUCUUACUAAGUUAAGUGAUAAGCAUACUAUCUAUCGUGUACAUGAAAAAUAACAUUAAUUUUAUUCAUUUCCAGACUUUCAAUUUGUUAAUGCAUUAUAUGCAAACACUCACCGUUGUUUUCAGACUUUUGUAUGUAUAUUUGAUUUCUUCAUUCCUGUUGUUAAUUUACAGUAUGUUACAAAACAAAAGAGGUGGCGCAUUAGGCCUAUAUCCCUUCAGUGAAGGACCAUACUAUUUUAUUAUUACAGCUUCCUUUUUAAGCUAUUUAUUUUUGUAAAGUUUUUACUUUGGACAUGUAAUUAACAUGGCAGAUGCUGCUGUCUUUGAGAUUUUUGUCUAUAAAAAUGGUCAAAUAAACACAUUUAUG
Acanthopagrus latus (yellowfin seabream) is the source of this 4736-nucleotide messenger RNA. RefSeq names its product A disintegrin and metalloproteinase with thrombospondin motifs 8-like. Gene Ontology annotation, biological process: extracellular matrix organization; proteolysis. Gene Ontology annotation, molecular function: zinc ion binding; metalloendopeptidase activity. The record is from RefSeq and is a predicted model, not a curated record. The transcript has 9 exons. Lineage: Eukaryota; Metazoa; Chordata; Actinopteri; Spariformes; Sparidae. Bases 325 to 3174 code for a protein of 949 amino acids.